This is a messenger RNA of Procambarus clarkii (red swamp crayfish), 808 nucleotides long. RefSeq names its product adhesive plaque matrix protein-like. The record is from RefSeq and is a predicted model, not a curated record. Gene Ontology annotation, cellular component: extracellular matrix. NCBI's taxonomy places the organism in Eukaryota, Metazoa, Arthropoda, Malacostraca, Decapoda, Cambaridae.
AUGUUCAAGCAAGUGGCGCUGUUGGUGGUGGUGCUGGCGGGGGUAUCCGUGGCUCUUCCCUCUGACCCAUACACCCAACCCUCCUAUAAAGCGGCGCCCAUGCCAUACAACUACGCCUACGGUGUCAAGGACGACUACGCCGGCACUGACUUCGGCCACAACGAGGACUCCGACGGCAGCGCGGUCAAGGGCUCCUACAAUGUUGUCCUGCCCGACGGCCGCAUCCAGACGGUGAGCUACGUGGCUGACCACUACAACGGGUACCAGGCCCAGGUGAGCUACAAGGGCGAGGCCCAGUACCCACAUGAGUACGGUCCACCUGUCACCUUCAAGCCCCAAUACCAAAACUCAUACCAGCCCCAGCCCUCAUACAAGCCUCAGCCCUCAUACAAACCCCAGCCCUCAUAUCAACCAGAGCCCUCAUACCAGCCACAGCCCUCAUAUCAACCAGAGCCUUCAUACAAGCCUCAGCCCUCAUACCAGUCCCAGCCCUCAUAUCAACCAGAGCCCUCAUACCAGCCCCAGCCCUCAUAUCUACCAGAGCCCUCAUACCAGCCCCAGCCCUCAUAUCAACCAGAGCCUUCAUACCAGCCCCAGCCCUCAUACCAGUCCCAGCCCUCAUACCAGCCCCAGCCUUCAUACCAAUAAACGAUGCCGUCUGUCAUCGUUUAUUGUCAACAAUUCCGUGCAAUAUAUUAAUAAAAUUAUGUUUUCAAAUAAACACGGAUAAGAUUUUCACUCCUUACCUUAGAAAAUAAUACCCAAUCAAAAUCUUAUUUUGAAUCUCCAAUAUACAUAUAGUACAAUA